Molecule: messenger RNA, 528 nt
Organism: Rotaria sp. Silwood1
Lineage: Eukaryota; Metazoa; Rotifera; Eurotatoria; Philodinida; Philodinidae
Source: the annotation of a GenBank genome assembly
AUGGCUGAAGUUCAUGUUAUUGGACAAAUACUUGGUGCAAGUGGUUUUCCUGAAUCAAGUCUAUUUUGUAAAUGGAAAGUACAAAUGGGAAGUGCAUGGCGUGUUUUACAAGGCGAUCAUGAAGGUCAAACACAAGUUGAUGAACCAUUAGAUGCACCGAUGGCUAAUUGGUGCCAUCCAAUUGAUGUACAUUUUGCUACAAAAGGUUUACAAGGUUGGCCAAAAUUUCACUUACAAGUAUGGCAUCAAGAUGUAUAUGGACGUAAUGAAUUAUAUAGUUAUGGUUUUUGUCAUAUACCUAUUAGUCCAGGUUUACAUGAAAUUGAUUGUGUUACUUGGAGACCAAAAGGUAGUCUUCUUGAAGAACUUAAAACACAAUUUAUUGGAGGUAGUUCUCAAUUAAAAAAUCCUGAUUUAGUUUCAUCAAGUGCUGAACUCUACAAAUUACGAACAGUAUCAAUGGGUAAAGUUCAUUUACGUUUACAUGUUAUUGUACGUAAUUUUGAUAAAUAUGGUGUCGAAUUUUGA